AUGUCGAAAUUCGGGGUCCUGGUUAUGGGUCCUGCCGGUGCAGGCAAGACUACUUUCAGCAAUGCCAUCAUUCAACACCUCCAGACUACUCGACGUAGCUGUUUCUAUGUCAAUCUCGACCCUGCCGCUGAGACCUUCGCUUAUGAACCAGACCUCGACAUUCGCGACUUGAUCACAUUGGAAGAUGUGAUGGAAGAGAUGGGUCUAGGUCCCAAUGGAGGCCUCAUUUACUGCUUUGAGUUCCUACUUCAGAACCUGGAAUUCCUCUCAGAGGCACUCGAACCGCUGAGCGAGGAAUACCUCAUUAUCUUCGACAUGCCCGGCCAGAUCGAGCUCUACACUCAUAUCCCCCUUCUACCAUCCCUCACACAGUUCCUUUCCCGACAAGGACCCUUGAACAUCAACAUGUGCGCCGCCUACCUCCUCGAAAGUACCUUCGUCGUUGACAAGGCCAAAUUCUUCGCCGGUACACUAAGUGCCAUGUCUGCCAUGUUGAUGAUGGAGAUGCCCCACGUCAAUAUUCUCAGCAAGAUGGACCAAGUCCGUGAUAUGGUCUCCCGCCGGGAAUUAAGACGCUUUACAAAUGUGGAUGUUCAAUUGCUACAGGACAAGGAAGAAGAUGACCUCACCGCUAGCGCCAACCCGAUGGCCAAAGAAUCUUUGAUGAGCGGUGGAUCCUUCAACCAACUCAACCGGGCUGUUGGACAGUUGAUUGAUGACUUCAGCAUGGUCUCUUUCUUGCAACUCGACGUCCAAGACGAGGAUAGCGUGGCGGCCAUUGUUAGCCACAUCGAUGAUGCCAUCCAGUACCAUGAAGCCCAGGAACCCAGAGAGCCAAAGGACGAAGUCGAGGUUAAUUAUGAGGAUUGA
Penicillium brevicompactum is the source of this 870-nucleotide messenger RNA. RefSeq names its product putative signal sequence-binding GTPase GPN3. The transcript has a single exon. Gene Ontology annotation, molecular function: ATP hydrolysis activity; GTPase activity. Lineage: Eukaryota; Fungi; Ascomycota; Eurotiomycetes; Eurotiales; Aspergillaceae. The record is from RefSeq and is a predicted model, not a curated record. The coding region runs from base 1 to 870 and encodes 289 amino acids.